Messenger RNA from Pseudopipra pipra, 6476 nucleotides. It is a transcript of the gene WDR25, whose product is annotated as WD repeat domain 25. The transcript has 6 exons. The record is from RefSeq and is a predicted model, not a curated record. Lineage: Eukaryota; Metazoa; Chordata; Aves; Passeriformes; Pipridae. The coding region runs from base 2580 to 4109 and encodes 509 amino acids. Gene Ontology annotation, molecular function: protein binding.
GCGGGAGCGGAGGGUCCCACGGGGAGGGGAGCUGUCCCUGCCCGGAGCGGUACCGGGAUGGAGCUGUCCCGAUAUCGGACUCUCCCGGCCCCACGAGUGGCUUCGGCGCCCGGGGCUGCGGGGAGAGCACGCGCGCGUGUGUGCAGAGGUUACGACUCCACAGGAGAGCGCACCGAGGCCGGCGGGAGGGACCUGCGGUGCUGCCUCUGCUCCCGUGUCACAGCAUCCGCGAUCACUCAGUGGGUGUGGGGCGUUGUGCGUGACAGACUGAACGCUCCUUGGUUCAAUGUCUUCAGGGAAAUCAGCCGUGUGGAAAUUAAAACUGAAAUUCUAUAAACUUCUCUAACUAUUAGCUCAACACAUUGUAAAUCAUAUAUCGUUAAUAAAUUCAUAGUCUAGUUACAGUGUUUCUGAUCAAGUACCUUGUGGUUUCCAUCUCCCCCCCGUUUUUCUUUGGUUAGCACAAGGUAAGAAACUUUGGGUGGUGUUGCUUUAAAAGCAGAUGUUGAUGGGAAGUCUUUAGAUGAGAGAAAUGCUUUGGUUUUACAAAAGUCCUGACGCGUAUGGGCGAUGUGUGUGGUGGGAUGGAUUGGAUUUGUGCUGGCCAGAUGUAAUGGGACAGUUUCUUUCCAGUAUCUCAUGGGAAAUGUUUUUAACCUGGGGUUUGCACGGCACUAUGGUGCACUUUGUUCUGAAUCUCAGCUUGAGGUUUCUUGUGUUAAAAUAAAUAAAGUAGCUUUGCAAGUCUAACCCAAUCCACUUGUGUAUCUUAGUUUAUAGCUUUUAGCCAGAGGUCAACUUCUUACUGUAUUUGUUCUUUGGAAAUGGUGUAUUUGGCUGGGCCCUGUUUUUAGCACUGCAAUAUAAACAGUAACCACUCAAUACAGUUAUUCAAGGGUGCUAUUUAUUUGAUGUUUCAAUUUACUGCUAAAACCUUCAAUUACCGUUUUUGAAUUGAUUUCUUAGUUAAGUUUACUUGAUAUGCUACUUAUUUUUUCCUUGACACUGUUUAAAUGAAAUGUUGUUGUAAUAAAUGUAGCUGUAUUACUAAAAAAAGAAUUUUUCCUCGCUCUUCUUUGCUGACACUUAUAGCUAUCUUUAACUUCAGAUAAGGACAAAAUGUCCUCUAGAGGGAGAUCUUGUUGCUUUUAUGUGCUAAAAUGUUGGUCACCUUGUUCCAGUUAAAUGUUUUGAUCACCUAUCUUGGAAAGGAUAUAUGAUGAUGAAUGUGUGUACUUCUGCUCUGGAUCUGUGCUUGGAAAUUUCAUAACAGGAUACAGAAUAUAAUAACCUGUCAUGUAACACGUCUGUAGGUUAAGUGAAACAUAGUUGUUUUACUUCAAAUAGGUUUAAUUCUGAAGUUAAAUGAAUAAUGUUUACAAGUUCCAGAGUGCUACUCCUGCAGGAGAAUUUGUAGGACUUACAUUUGUGGCAUCAAUUCUGCAAAAGCUUACAAAGAUACUGACUUUCAUGCAUCACUCUCUUUUUCAUCAAGAUGCUUUUGAGGGCAGUUCCUUUACUGUCGUAAACCAAGAAUUUCGGUAGCUGCUCUGAAAGUGUUGUGGGUUAAAUCUCUUCAGCAUAAUGAGUGCUAACAGCUGGGCAAGGAAACAAAGCAGAAAUAAAAUGUCCCAUUUGAUUGAUCUUGGCAGUACUUUCUGCCUAUAAACAGCAGAGGUUGAAAUAUUACUUUGCAGACACAUCAAUUGUUUGAAUGUAGUUAACUCUAUAUUCCACAUGCUCAAUCCAAAUUACUGGAAGAAUCCUGGUGGGAUUAUUAUGAGGGUGAGUUAUUCAGAAUGUUACAUAUGCAGCCUCAGCAUGAGAUUUUUCUCACAGACACAUUGAAAAACCUUAUUCCACAGUAAAAGCAUCUGUGCUCUUAUUUUUCUGUAAGUAAAUGCAAAUAGUGAUUUUGGUAUAGUUUCUGUUAUGUCUGUUGUGUAAAACUAAAGGCUGUGUGGAACUUACUCAAUGGAUAUGGUUGGAAAAUUUUCUCAUACUGCAACAACUGCCGAAUGGGUCAAAAAUGUGUUCACUUUUUUAGUUGCCAGUUGAACCCCUACACACUUCUUUCAAGUCCUCUGUACUGUUAAGAAAUAGAUAUUGUCAGGCUGACUCCAAAAUAGUUGUAGUAUUUGUAUUCUUAUAAAUGUACAUACCAAACCACUACAUAAUUAAUUACUUUUGUGUGAGGAGAAGUAAUACUGCAAGUAAGGUAAAGUGAUUUGCAUUAUUUAUAUUGCAAGAUUGUUUUCAUUUUCAUACUCUUUUUCACUGUUUUAUUGUAUGCAAAUACACUUCUGCAGUGCAUUAAAAAUGUAUGCAAAGGGCUUGGAGGCAAAUGGUGUUGUGUAAUUGAAGGUACAGAUGUGUUUUAAUAGAGGAAUAAAUGCCAUUGAGAAAUAGGAAUAAAAGUUUGAUGUUUUUUGUUAAGAAAGGCAUAUUUACAUCCCUAAGUUACUUAUAUUGUAGACUCUUUAAUGAACUGUGCUCUGAAUAAUCAAUUCUUUAUUUUAGAUCAUAAUUUUGGAGGAUUGCAGCACUGAGAUCUCUGGAGUCUGCUGUGUGUAGCCAUAAUGAGUUCGUCACUGGUUGCUUAUGAAGAUUCAGACUCUGAGACAGAAACUGGGAAGACUGAAGUCCCCCAAGCUUUUGGCACACAAAUAAGCUCUCAGAGGUCUUCUGUGAGUUGUGGUCAGCACUUUGCACCUGGUAGUUUGGGUACAAAAUCUACAUAUGAAAUGCACCCUACGGAGAACAGUGGCAGUUCUGGCACAAGCACUGUUUGUGAAGAUCUCCCUGAGCUUUAUGCACAGAAUAAUAACACUGACUUGACAUCUCCUUAUUCUAGGAGGGCAUACCCUGGCCAUGCUGCAUUAUCUAUGCCUUACAGAAACUAUGAACAGACCUCAAGCUCUUCAGCAAACUCUGGAAAUGGCGUUUCCCAGAAGAGAAUACAUAAAGACAGUGCUACUACCAUAAAAGGAAUUAGACCAUAUAUCCCCAAACGAUUGCGUCAAGAAAGUUCCAGUACGCCCAAAACAAAGGAACCUGAUCAGAGAGGUAGCUCAGACUGUGAUGUUAAACUGGGUGUAUUGGGAGAGCAGACUUCGAGAAAGAUCUCUGAAUUAAUUAAGCCAUAUUUGGGAUCCAAAUAUAAAUCAACUGAAGUCCCCAAAAGCUUAAUAUUUUAUAUGUCUAAACACAGUGGCCCUGUCAAUGAAAUCCAGUGGUGUCCUGUACGGGAACAGAGUCACAUGCUUCUCUCAGCUUCUAUGGACAAAACAAUCAAGGUAUGGGAUGCUGUAGAUACAGGCUGCUGUUUAAAAACAUACUCCUGUCACUCCUGUGCUGUUCGAGCUGCCCAGUGGUCGUCUUGUGGAAGAAGGAUCCUCAGUGGGGGCUUUGAUUCCACACUGCAUUUAACAGAUAUAGAAACAGGGAAGCAGAUAUUUAGCAGCAAAACAGAGUUUAGGAUCAGUGCACUCAAGUUUCACCCUACAGAGUCAAAUAUUUUCCUUUGUGGAGGAUUCAGCCCAGAAGUUAAAGCUUGGGAUAUAAGGACUUCUAAGGUGUUAAGAGUGUACAAAGCUGCAGUACAACAGACUUUGGAUAUACUCUUUCUCCCUGAAGGAAGAGAGUUUCUUACAAGCACAGAUGCAGUAAGCCGAGACUCAGCUGAUCGUACCAUCAUUGCAUGGGAUUUCCAAAGUGCUGCAAAAAUCUCCAACCAGAUUUUUCAUGAGCGUUACACUUGCCCAAGUCUGUCUCUGCACCCAAAAGAGUCUGUGUUUGUUGCUCAGACAAAUGGAAACUACAUGGCUUUGUUUUCUGCACAGCGACCAUACCGGAUCAACAAAAAGAAAAGAUAUGAAGGACAUAAGGUGGAAGGAUUUGCAGUGGGCUGUGAAUUUUCUCCAGAUGGAACACUUUUGGUGACAGGAAGUUCAGAUGGCAAAGUGUUUUUCUACAACUAUCAUACUUCUAGGAUUAUUCGCACUUUGUCUGCACAUAAAGAAGCUUGUGUGAGUGCAAUAUUUCACCCAGUCUUGCCAUCACUCCUUGCAACCUGUGAUUGGGCUGGAGAAAUCAAGAUCUGGCAAUAACAAGGAGGGUUAAUUUUCAGGAUGUCUUCUGUUAGUCUGUCAAAGGCUUAGGAAAUAAACCAGGUUAUGCAAUGUGAAUUUUUGUUGUGAUGUGUUGUAAGCAGGAGAGAGAGUCUUUUCUACUAUGACCUCUAAGUGUAUGCUUUCAUAAUGCGGUGAAGAUGGUCUUGUGGUUAACUGCUGAGCAAAGAAGUGGUCCUACUGUCUCCCUCAGCCCUGGUGACAAAUUUCUGACCCUUUCGUGUCAAUCUUCUGGUGCUCGUCUAAUCCAACCCUGGUCUGAGCUGGCAGAAGAGCUUGCCAAGCUGUUCUCCAUCAUCUCUCAACAGUCCUGGCUUGCUGGGGAGGUCCCAGAUGAUUGGAAGUUGGCAAAUGUCACGCCGAUCCACAAGAAGGGCCGGAAGGAGGACCCGGGAAACUCCAGGCCCAUCAGCCUGACCUCAGUGCUUGGCAAGGUUAUGGAGCAGAUCAUCCUAGGUGCAAUCACCUACAGGAUGGACAAGGGAUCAGACCCAGCCAGCUCAGUGUUUAGGAAGGGCAGGUCCUGUCUGACCAACCUGAUCUCCUUUUAUGAUCAGGUGACCCACCUAGUGGAUGAGGGGAAGGCUGUGGUCUACCUGGACUUCAGCAAGGCCUUUGACACUGUCUUCCACAGCAUUCUCCUGAAAAAGCUGGCAGCCCACGGCUUGGACAGGGGCACCCUGUGCUGAGUUAGGAACUGGCUGGAGGGCCGGGCCCAGAGUGGUGGUGAACAGGGCUGCAUCCAUUUGGUGGCCAGUCACUAGUGGUGUCCCCCAGGGAUCAGUGUUGGGCCCAGUCCUGUUUAAUAUGAUCUGGAUGAGGAGACUGAGUCCACCAUCAGCAAAUUUGCAGAUGACACCAAUCUGGGGGGUAGUGUCGAUCAGCUGGAAGGCAGGAGGGCUCUCCAGAGGGACCUGGACAGGCUGGAGAAUUGGGCUGAUUCCAACGGGAUGAGGUUCAACAAGGCCAACUGCUGGGUCCUGUACUUUGGUCACAAGAACCCUGCAGUGCUACAGGCUGGGGACAGAGUGGCUGGAGAGCAGCCAGGCAGAAAGGGACCUGGGAGUUUGGAUUGACAGGAAGCUGAACACGAGCCAGCAGUGUGCCCAGGUGGCCAAGAAGGCCAAUGGUAUCCUGGCCUGUAUCAGGAACAGUGUGGCCAGCAGGACCAGGGAAGUGAUUCUUCUCUUGUACUCAGCGCUGGUGAGGCCACACCUGGAGUGCUGUGUCCAGUUCUGGGCCCCUCAGUUCAGGAAGGACAUUGAGGUGCUGGAGCAGGUCCAGAGCAGAGCAACCAGGCUGGUGAAGGGACUACAGCACAAGUCUUAUGAGGAGAGGCUGAGGGAGCUGGGGUUGUUCAGCCUGGAGAAGAGGAUGCUCAGGGGAGACCUCAUCACUCUCUACAACUCCCUGACAGGAGAUUGUAGCCAGGUGGGGAUUGGUCUCUUCUCUCAGGCAACUAUCAGCAAGACAAGAGGGCAUGGUCUUAAGCUGUGCCAGGGGAGGUUUAGGUUGGAUAUUAGGAAGAAAUUCUUUAUAGAGAGGGUAAUCAGGCACUGGAAUGUGCUGCCCAGGGAAGUGGUGGAUUCUCCGUCCCUGGAGGUUUUUAAGAUGAGACUGGAUGUGGCACUCAGUGCCAUGGUCUAGUAACCAUGGCAGUGUUGGAUCAAGGGUUGGACUUGGUGAUCUCAGAGGUCCUUUCCAACCUGUCUGAUUCUAUGAUUCUAUGAUUAACCCAGCACACAAGUCCACCACUAAAUCACAUUUCAAAGUGUCACAUCUACAAAUCUUUUAAAUACCUCCAGGGAUGGUGACUCAACCACUUCCCUGGGCACCCUGUUCAAUGUAACGACUCUUUUGCCGAAGAAAUUUUUUCUACUAUCCAGUCUAAACCUUCCCUUUCAGAACUUGAGGCUGUUUCCUCUUGUCCUCAUCAAAAGUUGAGGACAUACUAUUUAACAGAAGAUGAUGUUCAGAUCAAUUAAUGCCUAUUUCAUCUUCCCGGGAUUUUUUUUCCCACUGCUUUAAACUAGUUUAGCUCCCUGACCUGAUCACUGAAGGGUUAGAGUAGCAAUACUUUUAUGCACAAGAAGGGGGAAGAUCACAGAGCACGUGGGACUGCUUCUUCUGGGUAUGGGUAGUCUCUUAUCAGCUCAACUUACUGUAAAAUGCCUUCUGAGGGUUUUAGAAAAAGGUGUGGCAGACGACUUGAACCAAAUAUUGAAGUAAAUUCAUUUGUGUUUUUGAAAUCCUGAUGUUUAAACUUCAAUGUACGACUGUAUAUAAACAAAAUGAAACUAUGUACAAAUAUUUUUGAGGAACAAUAAACUUUGUUUUAAUACAUUA